Molecule: messenger RNA, 612 nt
Organism: Diachasma alloeum
Lineage: Eukaryota; Metazoa; Arthropoda; Insecta; Hymenoptera; Braconidae
Exons: 1
Molecular function (GO): nucleic acid binding
Source: RefSeq, a predicted model, not a curated record
AUGGUGGAAGGUUGGCACCGCACAGUGAAAGCCGCUCUCAUGUGCAACUCUCCAACACCAUGGCCAGAGCUUUUGCCAUCAGUCAUGCUCGGACUUCGGACAGCCUUCAAGGAGGACCUGAGAGUCUCUCCAGCGCAGCUUCUCUACGGAACCGAGCUCCGAAUCCCUAGUGAGUUCUUCGUCUAUGACAGCCUCCAAGCAGAUCCGAAUUUCUUCCUCGAGAAAUUCAGGGACCACAUGAGACGAGUCAGACCCACCACGACUGCCCAACACACCAAAGCCAGAUUCUUCAUCCUCAAGGACCUAUACAAGUGCAGCCACGUCUUUCUACGCGUUGACGCGGUUGAAAGACCCCUCGACCGUCCAUACGCCGGUCCCCACGAAGUAAUCAACAGAGUUGACGACAGAGUUUUCAUCGUCAAAAUCAACAAAAUCGACAAAGCAAUCUCUGUUGAUAGACUCAAGCCUGCCUUCAUCGCAAAGACUGACUCAGAACAGACUCCUGAGCGUGAACAGCAGCAGCAAACUCCUCAGCCUAGUCCAGCGAUCGCCGCUCCUGAAGAACAUCGUUCUACAAGCAUGGAUCCACCCCUGAGGACUUACGCUAAAGCU